AACUACCGAAAAUUCUUGCUCAUACCCCCACCCCAGUUCUCUCUCUUUCUUUCUCAAUUGUUCUUAGAGAGAGGAGAAAAAGAAGAAUUUAUAAUCUCUAAAUACAGAGAUAUUUACCAGUUUCUAAAUUAAAAAUAUAUAUAUAAAGAAUAGUAAUGGAUUCGGUGAUGAACAAGGCAGGUUCAUAUUUGAUUGGUCAAAAAGCCAACAAGGAGUUCAGCAACGUCACCAACGACCUUAACAAUUUGCAACACAGUAUUACAGGAGGAACCAAAAAGCUCGUGAACAAAAUUAAAGGAAAAGUACAAAAGCCAUUACGCGAGCUGCUAAAAGAGUAUGAUAUUCCAGUAGGUAUUUUCCCUCGCGAUGCAACCAACUACGAGUUUAAUGAAGAGACAAAGAAGCUUACUGUCCAUAUUCCGGAGAUGUGUGAAAUUACUUACAAGGAUGCAUCCAUAGUACGGUUCAAUAGUACAGUUACCGGACAUUUGGAGAAGGGAAAAUUAGAUGAGAUAGAAGGAAUGAAAACAAAGGUGAUGUUCCUUUUUCUAACAGUUAGUGUUAUCUUAUGUGAACAAACAGAGAUUCAUUUCACUGCUGGAUUGAGGAGAACACGACCUAGAGCUGCAUAUGAAGUCCUCAGAGAUGGAAUUGGGAUAGAUAAGUUCUAGUUUGUCAUAUAAUUAUAAGAUGUCCUAUUGUUGAUAUUCGAGUGACUUUUUACACUCUCUUGAUUGUCCAUGUAGUGGUUGUAACUAUGACUUUCUCUAUGAGAAGUUUGUAAUGUUAGUUGUGAGUUUGGAUUUCAA
This is a messenger RNA of Lycium barbarum (goji berry), 809 nucleotides long. RefSeq lists its product as uncharacterized. The record is from RefSeq and is a predicted model, not a curated record. The transcript has 3 exons. The coding region runs from base 156 to 671 and encodes 171 amino acids. Lineage: Eukaryota; Viridiplantae; Streptophyta; Magnoliopsida; Solanales; Solanaceae.